AUGGGAAGGUCGCCUUGUUGCGAUGAGAAUGGUCUAAAGAAAGGGCCGUGGACUUCUGAAGAAGAUCAAAAGCUUAUUGAUUACAUUCAUAAACAUGGCCAUGGAAGCUGGAGAUCCCUUCCAAAGCUCGCAGAUUUGAACCGAUGUGGAAAGAGUUGUAGACUACGAUGGACGAAUUAUCUGAGACCUGAUAUCAAAAGAGGAAAGUUUUCCGCGGAAGAAGAGCAAACAAUCCUCCAUCUCCAUUCUAUUCUAGGGAAUAGAUGGUCAGCUAUUGCGACACAUUUGCAUGGACGUACAGAUAAUGAGAUCAAGAACUUUUGGAACACACAUCUAAAGAAGAAACUGAUCCAAAUGGGCAUUGAUCCUGUGACUCAUCAGCCAAGAACCGACUUAUUCGCAAGUUUACCUCAGCUCAUAGCGUUAGCAAACCUAAAAGACCUCAUUGAACAAACGUCACAAUUCUCAUCCAUUCAAGCUGAGGCAACUCAACUAGCCAAGCUACAAUAUCUCAAUUGUAUGCUUAACUCUUCAGCUUCAUUAUCCAACAACAACAACAAUAGUCCCAGUAGUAUCCUUAUUAUCGAUCAAAACCACGCAAUGAAUCUCUUAAACUCCAUGGUCUCAUGGAAUAAAAACCACAACCCAAAUUUCAAUGUCGCUCUUGAAUUUGAGGCUAACGGUCAAAAUAAAGAUUUAUUUCCACUGGGGUCUAUAAUUGAUUCAACCACCCAACAAUUCCAACAACAACAGUAUCACUUAAACAAUAUUACUAGUGAGCAACCAUCCCAAGGUGACCCACUUCUUCUUGAUCAUGUCCCUUUCAAUCUAACUACACCUUUCCAUACUGAAGAACACUUUAUAGACAAUUUAGCCACACAUCAAGAUCAAGAUAAUGAUGAUCCAUCUUCGUGGGUUCUGCCUUCUCUUAUAGACUACAGCCCUAAAACUGUCAUGUCUUCUCUUCGUUACAUCAAUCCUGCGGAUGCGAGCAGCAGCUCGAGCUAUGGCGGUGGGGACGCUGCGUUACUCUAUUGGCCUGAAUUUUGCUUCGACGAAAGCCUUAUCAAAGAUAUUUGA
Eruca vesicaria subsp. sativa (arugula) is the source of this 1080-nucleotide messenger RNA. NCBI's taxonomy places the organism in Eukaryota, Viridiplantae, Streptophyta, Magnoliopsida, Brassicales, Brassicaceae. The record is from the annotation of a GenBank genome assembly.